Saccharomycopsis crataegensis is the source of this 1224-nucleotide messenger RNA. RefSeq lists its product as uncharacterized. NCBI's taxonomy places the organism in Eukaryota, Fungi, Ascomycota, Saccharomycetes, Ascoideales, Saccharomycopsidaceae. The transcript has 2 exons. The record is from RefSeq and is a predicted model, not a curated record. Bases 1 to 1224 code for a protein of 407 amino acids.
AUGGCCAAAACCGCGUAUCAACUUCGGUAUUUGCCAGAAGAAUCAAUAAAGGCAAUUCGUCCAAAUUUCUCCAUUGAUAUUGCACAACAACCAAUCCAGGCAAGAGCAUGUGGCUCAACAAAGUCAUUUGCUGGCCGGAGAUCUAUUGACCCUCCACCAAUUGUCAAGGUGUGCCUUUAUAAUAAAAGAAACAGAAACGUGAUCGAUCAUUCUUACAACUACCUUAUUAUGACAGCAACUGCGGAGUUGAUGGAUCAAAAUGAAGAGAAUUUGGGUACGGAUGCUUCCAAGAAAAAUUUCAAAAAACGGAAACCAAACCUUGAAAAGAAUAAAAGUAAUCUCAUCUUUGGAACUACCACCGUUGCUGCUAACGUUGUCACCAACUCUAAUGAUUCUGAAGAUGAUUUUAAGGCCUUUUUUGUAUUUAGCGAUAUUUCGGUUCGGUAUGAAGGUUAUUAUCGUUUGAACUUCAGGCUAUGGGAAUUCCCAUUAAGCAAUGAGAGUGGUAUGCCUGGCAGCCGUUCGGGAUUGAUUUAUCGCGGAGGAAUGAAAUCAGAAAUUUUCAAAGUCUAUAAUGCCAAAUACUUCCCAGGUCUAACUGCCUCGCCUGAGCUUACGCUAACUUUGAAAAGCAUGGGUUCGCGAAUCAGAGUUCGUAAAUCAAACAAAAGAGAUGAUAGUCAACAGGUUACUGUUGCAGCAGUAGGCCCUGCUGAUGGUAGCAGUAUUAAUGGCAUCAACAAUAAAGAUGACACAUUAUCUGUGGUUAAUAACUUGAAGGUCUUAUCGGAGAUAUCGUCGGCGAUCAGACAACUACCACCUGCGCAUGGUGCUGAAAAGAGAUCCAUGGGAGAUAAUUCAAUCAAAGAUCAGGAUCACCAACAGCAAUCACAGACACAAACACAAACACCGGCACAUCAGAACUACUACUAUAAUCAACCUGGGGGAUAUCAGAACUAUUCAAAUGCAAGCAAUCAGUUUUAUAUGUAUAAUUAUCUUCCGCAGAAUGUGUCCAAUCAAUAUGCUACUGGAUCUGUGGCUAAUGGUGCUGGACAAGCCAAUCAGUCUGGAAUGCCAAUACCGAGUCCGAACGUAAUUGCUAGCGCAACUCAAACUGCUUCUGCUGCUGUUUCUCAACAGCAACAGGAGCUUAAGGCAACUGAUGAUGAGAAUAUUGAUGAUGAAUUCAAACAAAUUAAAGAUGAGGAUAAGUCAAGUGAAUAG